AUGCCUCUCGUAAUCCCCGGAAUGCAGUCCAGCGGCGGCGACGACAAGACCUCCAAGUGGAUGGACCAGCUCAUGGGCAAGAAGCUCGGCGACAGCAGCGAUAACAUGACAUUCGCAAAGAAGGACCUGCCUCAGCAGCACCGCGUCGUCAAGGGCGACUCGAUGAUGACCAUGGACCACAACCCCGACCGUCUCAACAUCCACGUUGGCGAUGACGGCACCGUACACAAGGUCACUCACGGUUAA
Molecule: messenger RNA, 246 nt
Organism: Aureobasidium namibiae CBS 147.97
Lineage: Eukaryota; Fungi; Ascomycota; Dothideomycetes; Dothideales; Saccotheciaceae
Exons: 3
Coding region: 1-246 (81 amino acids)
Source: RefSeq, a predicted model, not a curated record